Messenger RNA from Mangifera indica (mango), 596 nucleotides. RefSeq lists its product as uncharacterized. Bases 128 to 397 code for a protein of 89 amino acids. NCBI's taxonomy places the organism in Eukaryota, Viridiplantae, Streptophyta, Magnoliopsida, Sapindales, Anacardiaceae. The record is from RefSeq and is a predicted model, not a curated record. The transcript has 3 exons.
UGUGAUUCACUAAAAAAACAAAACCCUAGUCAAGAUAAAUACAGCGCGUCUCAUCCCUUUAAUCGCCUCCCUAUUCUUUCUCUGCAGAUUCGAAAUUGUUCCGGUACCAAUUUAUACAGUGCUUACAAUGGCUGGAGGGAACCCAUGGAUAAGGCCCGAGGUGUUUCCACUGUUCGCGGCCGUUGGUGUUGCCAUUGGGAUGUGCGGGUUUCAGCUCGUCCGCAAUAUCUGCAUCAACCCUGAAGUCAGGGUGAACAAGGAGAACCGGACUGCCGGGGUUUUAGAGAACUUUGCGGAGGGAGAAAAGUAUUCUGAGCACUUCCUGAGAAAAUUUGUCCGCACCAGGGCCCCAGAAAUUAUGCCAACCAUCAACAGCUUCUUUGCUGACCCUAAGUGAAGCAAUUCAGUGAUGUUCAAAACUAAUGUCCUUAUUUCUUUCAUUGUUGGUUGUGAUAGAAGUUUGUGUCAACUUUCCUUUUAUGUCAAAUGAAAAUAAGAUCUGAAUAACUAUAAACUAUGAUUGGAGUUUGUACGGUUUGGACUUGGCAGUCUUGCAUCUGGAAACAACAUAAAGUUAAUUGAUAUAGUUCUCUUUA